This is a messenger RNA of Meleagris gallopavo (turkey), 441 nucleotides long. The record is from RefSeq and is a predicted model, not a curated record. NCBI's taxonomy places the organism in Eukaryota, Metazoa, Chordata, Aves, Galliformes, Phasianidae.
CCCUUGGUGUUGCUCUCACAGGACUUUGACCGGCUGCUGGAGGCGAUGAAGAGUGCCCUGGCUGAGGACUCACAGACAGCCUUUGUGUUCAACUGUGCCAGUGGCCGGGGCAGGACCACUACAGCCAUGGUCAUUGCUGUCCUGACGCUCUGGCACUUCAAUGGCAUCCCUGAGAUGAGUGAGGAGGAGAUUGUGAGUGUGCCUGAUGCCAAAUACACUAAAGGGGAGUUUGAGGUAGUGAUGAAGGUGGUCCAACUCCUGCCUGACGGUCACCGGAUGAAGAAGGAGGUGGAUAUGGCUCUGGACACGGUCAGCGAGACCAUGACGCCCAUGCAUUACCACCUCCGAGAAAUCAUCAUCUGCACCUACCGGCAGGUGAGCAAUGCCCUUUUCUGCCAUACAGCUGAACCACCAGGACCCAAAUAGGGCAGCCACAUCAUG